Molecule: messenger RNA, 1839 nt
Organism: Diaporthe batatas
Lineage: Eukaryota; Fungi; Ascomycota; Sordariomycetes; Diaporthales; Diaporthaceae
Exons: 3
Coding region: 393-1646 (417 amino acids)
Biological process (GO): peptidyl-lysine trimethylation; peptidyl-lysine monomethylation
Molecular function (GO): protein binding; protein-lysine N-methyltransferase activity
Source: RefSeq, a predicted model, not a curated record
GCCUUGACUCGAGGGUGGCACUGGACGAGCCUCCACUCUUCUUUCUUAACUGAAGCCCUCUUUUCCUACUAUGCAUGGCUACAUUGUUAAUUGUUCAUGAUGGAUGCUAACCGUGAGUCACCUGGUGCUGCUGUACGCAACUCUUCCGUCUGAUCUCGAAAUACUGUAUCUACUGUGGGUGGCCUCCUGAAAAGAGUCAUUUUUUGGACCAGUCUCGGCCCUGUCUUCAUCUUCACUUACUUAAAUCCAUAUGCAUGCCCAUACCUUGAGUAUUUAUAACUGAGCAGCCACUCUGCUUUAACUGAGGUUCAAUCCAACCUCAAUCCCGGCCCCGAGUGCGCCGCAGGGCACUUUUAUCUUUUUGUUUCCUACAAUACAUUCCAAGGCUCAGGAUGGCCCUGAGAGUGGAGGACAAGCUCGAGGAGGUCCAUGAGGAACUUCUCACAUGGGCCAAUUCCAUUGGUGUUGAGAUCGACAGGAUACGUCCUAUGAGGAUAUCCGGUCGUGGUUUUGGAGUCGUGGCUACUGAUUACAUCCCCAAGGGCACCGACAUUCUCACCGUGCCCGUCUCAGCACUUCGGACAAAGGAUACUGUGCCCACUGCAAUCGUCACAAGUCUACCCAAGGAUGUCACCGUCCAUGGCCUACUCGCCGCAGACCUUGCCCUCAACCAGGCCGCAAAUGACACAACGUACAGCAAGUGGCAAGCGGUAGUCCCGACGGUCCAAGAUAUCCAACUGUCAAUGCCACUCACCUGGCCAGCCUCGUUGCAGUCCAUCCUCCCCGCAGGCACCAGCCACCUCCUGGACAAGCAGCGUGCCAAAUUUGACAAGGACUGGGACACCGUCUCGGCGGCAUUCCCGAUCGAGGCCAGGGCCAAGGCCAAGGGCGGCAAGGUGAGAAAGGAGUGCACGAGGGACGAGUACCUGUACGCCUGGCUGCUGGUCAACACCCGUACCUUCUACUUCGUCACCCCCAAGACGGAGAAGCUGCCCAAAGGGGACCACAUGGUCCUACAGCCAGUGGCAGAUCUCUUCAACCACACGGACCGGGAUGGCUGCGACGUCACCUUCAACCAUGCAGAGAGUUUCGCGUUCCGGACCACGCGCGACUACGAGAAAGGAGACGAGGUCCACAUUAGCUAUGGCUCGCACAGCAACGACUUUCUCCUGGUAGAGUACGGCUUCAUCCUGGCGCAGAACCACUGGGAUGAGGUCCGCCUGGACGAGGACGUGAUCAUGCCCGCCCUGUCUCGGCGCCAGCGGGAGGAGCUCGAAGACGUCGGUUUCCUGGGCAACUACGUCCUCGACAGCGACACGCUCUGCCACCGGACCCAGGUCGCGCUCAGGCAGAUGGCUGUUACGGGCAGGUAUGGAGGCCUGACCAUGGACGAGUGGCGCAAGUUUGUCAGCGGGCUCGACGACGGUGAGAAGAACCAAGCCAAGGUCGAUGCGCAAGCAGUCAGCCUGCUGAAGAAGUAUGAGGCUACCAUCAAGUCCAAGGAAAAGGAAUUGAAGAAAGUGAGGAUUCGAGACGAGGAUGGAAAUGAGGAAAUGAACGAGAGCCGGAAAGAGACCCUCCUGAGGCGCUGGGGCCAAAUACGGAAGCUGGUCAGGACUACGAUUGAGCGCUUGGAAGACGAGUGAUGGUGUUGGAUAUGUAUGCUGUCUGAACUUCCUAUCAAUGGAUGAUACCCAGAGUAUACAACUCGGGAUUGGCCAGCGCGCUUGUGAUAAUCAGACACGAGGCCAUGACCAGUACUAAGCCACAAAUUUCUCCUUAAAAUAGAUAUUGUGCUGGGACUUGGUUCUUAAGACGGCCUUACCCAUACAGAUUGAC